UCGGACAAGUCAUCGUGGUUGACAAGAAGCCCACUUCCCAGUUCAGCCUGCCAUUCAGUGAAAUAUCUACUGGCCUCCACAUCAGGGCUGUCCAUGUGAGAGAGUGGAAUCUUAACAAGGACGAGAAGAAGAGUUUGACACGAAGCAUGGCCUCAGCCAAAGAAGACGACACAUGCGAGAGCCUGGCGCACGUUAAACAGGAGGACUGUGAAUGGGAUGCAGCAGAGACAUGGUAUGUGAAGUCAGAAGAUGGUAAGGUAAAGUUUUCCAAUUUUAAGGAGGAGGAGGAGUCCAAGGAGAUGACUAUUGACGUGAAAGCUGAGGAUUUGGAAGACUUCUCAGUUAGCAAGGCUGAAAGUGGGCGUAUUUUCAAGCAAGAUGUUUGUGAAGAAUCUCGUUCGCGUUUACAGCCCUGGUUCACAAAUGCGAGACAACUGCCCACCCAGCAGAAUUCUGUGCAAAUGAAGUCUGAAUUAUCUGAGUUUGAAGAGAAAAUCGAUGACGGAAGAGGGAGAGGAGCAGCAGAGCAGCAGUCAUCUAGUAGUGAUGGAAUAAAUUUCCCAAACAAUGCCAGCUUCACCCCAUCUUUAUUUGCUCAGACCUCUCUUCAGUGCAGACUGCCAUACAAACAGGAUACUGAUAAGAAGAAGAAGAAGAAGAAAGCAACAGGAGGAUCAGAGAAUGUGAUAUUAACCUCUUUGCAGUGUAGUUCUCUUUCUGCUGACAAACAAGAGCAGACUGAAGCCAUCAAUACUGAACAACAACAAGUGCAUAGUUCAGGUAAAGUGGUAUUGCGUGGGUACAAAGAAUGCAGAAUUAAUUUGAACAAUACUCUUGACUAUAAAGAGAAGUUGGUUCAUACGGGACAGAAGUCACGUGCAAGUUUUGAAUGUAGUAAACUGCACUCCAGCCGUAGCUCACUUCACAAACGCAAAAAAGUUCUUGCUGAUGAAAAACCUCACAGCUGCUCUGAAUGUGGCAAGUGUUUCUCAGACAGCAGCCGACUUAAUACCCACAAGAGAACUCAUGCUAAAGAGAAAUCCCAUUGCUGUUCAGAAUGUGGCAAACAAUUCUCACGUAUUAGCAAUCUUCAGACCCACAGAAGGAUCCACACGGGAGAAAAACCCUAUUGUUGUCCAAAAUGUGACAAAUGUUUUACUUUCAGUAGCAGUCUUCGUGUGCACACACAAGUACACGCUGCAGAAAAGCCACAUUGUUGCUCUGAAUGUGGCAAAUGUUUCUCUUAUAGCAGCAGUCUUCGCGAGCACAUGCAAGUUCAUACUGUGAAAAAGCCAUAUUGCUGCUCUGACUGUGGAAAACAAUUCUCUUACAGUAGCAGUCUUCGCCAGCACAUACGAAUUCAUGCUGCAGAAAAUCCAUAUUGCUGUUCUGAAUGUGGAAAAAGAUUCUGUAAUAAUGGCAAUCUCCUGAGACACACACGCAUUCACACCGGAGAAAAACCAUAUAACUGUUUGGAAUGUGGCAAGCGGUUUUCAGUGAGCAGCAGCCUUAAACUGCAUAUGACAGUUCAUACAGGAGAGAAACCCUAUUGCUGUCCAGAGUGUGGUAAACGAUUCUCACUUAUAAGUCAUCUUCAGAGCCACACAAGAAUCCAUACCGGAGAAAAACCUUUUUGCUGCUUGGAAUGUGGCAAAUGUUUCUCGUUCAGUGCAAACCUACAUACCCACACACGAAUCCACACUAGACAAAAACCUUACUGCUGUUCUGAAUGUGAUAAAAAAUUUUCCAGUUACCUCAGUCUUAAGAGACACACAAAAGUCCACAAGUAGGAGUGAUGUUCAGUCCUGUAAGCAAAGUAAAUAAUUGUUGAGAAAUUAAAACUAAGAGAGAGCUGAUUGCUGUUCAGAAUGUGAAAAAUGAUUUUCCACGAGUAGUGCUCUUCCAAUGUGCAAAUGGAGUCGAUCAGUAGAGAAUCUGUUUUGUGAUUCUUAACGUGGAAAACAUUUCUCUUACAAUAAAGGACCUUCAACAGCAUGCACAAAUUCAUACUGCAGAAAACUUUUGCUAAAAAUCUAUAUUGUUCUCAGUGUGGAAGAGGUUUCCUCAGAGCUGUAGUCAUCUUAAACAUAAAGUCAUACUGUGAAAAAAACCUUACAAGGAGUGUUUGAUAAUUUGUCUACCAGAGUAUGAAAGAAAGUAGCAUGCUUGUUGAAUUCAAACAAGUCUGGACACUCUGUGACGUGUCUCAAGGUUACUCCUGCAGAGGUACGGCUCAGUGCGAGUCUAACAUUUCAAGGGACAGGAGAUCAGGAGAGUCCUCUUGUGAAUCAAGUAAGCUUCCUCACGACAAGGUGCCCACUGGUUCACAUGUCAUGUCAAUCCCAGGCUGCCAUCCGAGAAGUUGGGUUCCAACAGCUGAACCAUCCCCCCACUACAGUCCUGACCGGACUCCCUCCGAUUAUUUCCUGUUCUGAGUUUUGAAGAAGCCGUUUUCAAGUGAUGAAGACCUCAAGGCAGCUGUGACGAUGUCCUGCUUUGAAGAUCAGACAGAAGAUUCCCCACCCCCCAAGGGGGUUAAGGUCGUUGUAGGAUGAAGUGUAUGAAGCCAUUAGGAUGAUAUUGAAAAAUAACAUUUUUGGAGAACUUUUUCUUUCCUACUGAGGUAGAUAGUUUAUUGAAUGUCCCUCAUAUUGCUGACAGUUGAUGAAGACCCUUAUAAGAAUACCAUCUUCAAAGCGAAGCUAGAAAUUCAUAAUGUCGAGAAACCUUAUUGCUGUAUUGAAUGUUGCUGAUAUUCGUUAGAAAAUGGUGGGCUUUGUCACCAUGAAAGUAUUCCUACUAAUGAUAAAUCAAAAGCUUGAUUCAAAUGUGGCAAGUGUUUCCAAAAAAAGCAGCAGUUUUAACAUCCACAUGAACAUUCACACGGAAGACUAUGGAAAAUAACAAAAGUUAUGUAUUGGCAUAAAUAGACAUAAAACGAAUUAAGAGCUUCUAUAUAAAUUAAACAUAGUGUGAAUUAGAUAUGUCAAGUAAAUACAGGUAAGAUUCCAUUACAACAAACUCUCAGGGACCUAAAAAAUAUUUUGUUGUUAUGAGAUUCUGUAUUUGUUCCUAUAG
This is a messenger RNA of Polypterus senegalus (gray bichir), 3078 nucleotides long. Its product is annotated as gastrula zinc finger protein XlCGF57.1-like. The record is from RefSeq and is a predicted model, not a curated record. Lineage: Eukaryota; Metazoa; Chordata; Cladistia; Polypteriformes; Polypteridae. The transcript has 3 exons. Gene Ontology annotation, molecular function: RNA polymerase II cis-regulatory region sequence-specific DNA binding; DNA-binding transcription factor activity. Bases 147 to 1790 code for a protein of 547 amino acids. Gene Ontology annotation, biological process: regulation of transcription by RNA polymerase II.